This is a messenger RNA of Mercenaria mercenaria, 2211 nucleotides long. RefSeq lists its product as uncharacterized. The transcript is spliced from 2 exons. The coding region runs from base 1 to 900 and encodes 299 amino acids. NCBI's taxonomy places the organism in Eukaryota, Metazoa, Mollusca, Bivalvia, Venerida, Veneridae. The record is from RefSeq and is a predicted model, not a curated record.
AUGUCAUUUAUUCUCUUAUCUGUUAAAGGUUUUUCAACAACAAGACAAACAAAAGCUAAUACGACGAGUUCAGUAACAGCACCACCACCACCAACAACAACAACAACGACAACAACAUCACCACCAGUCAGUACAACAACAACAACACAACAGUCAGUCUCAACAAUUUUUUCUACGGCAAAAACUAUAAAUCAAACAUGUGAUAAGGUGAAUUUAACUUCAAUAACAUUACCAACAUUAACAACAGACAAUACGCAUGCAUCCUCACCAUCUUAUUCAGCAGUAACAAAUUCGAAACAUGAGACCACAGACAAGACGCAUGCAUCCUCACCAUCUUAUUCAGCAGUAACGAAUUCGAAACACGAGACCACAGACAAUACGCAUGCAUCCUCACCAUCUUAUUCAGCAGUAACGAAUUCGAAACACGAGACCACAGACAAGACGCAUGCAUCCUCACCAUCUUAUUCAGCAGUAACGAAUUCGAAACACGAGACCACAGACAAGACGCAUGCAUCCUCACCAUCUUAUUCAGCAGUAACGAAUUCGAAACACGAGACCACAGACAAGACGCAUGCAUCCUCACCAUCUUAUUCAGCAGUAACGAAUUCGAAACACGAGACCACAGACAAGACGCAUGCAUCCUCACCAUCUUAUUCAGCAGUAACGAAUUCGAAACACGAGACCACAGACAAGACGCAUGCAUCCUCACCAUCUUAUUCAGCAGUAACGAAUUCGAAACACGAGACCACAGGCAAGACGCAUGCAUCCUCACCAUCUUAUUCAGCAGCAACAACGGAAAGAUCAAGAUCGAACAAACUAUCCGAAUCAUUACUUUGUCAGUGCGUAAUUUUGUGUGUGGUUGCUGUCACUACCCGAUUUUGGAAUCUUAAAGUGUGCUGAACAGUGCAUUCAUGGAAUUUCCGGAAGCCAUUACGCCAUUGAAACAGAUUUGUAUGAAGUAUACACUUAACAAAUCUUCUAAAGCAACAUUCGGCCAAUAUCUUUUAAAUUACUUAAUCAACACUUCUGGAAUUUAUACACAUUUUUAAAGAUUAAUUGUUAAUAAUAUGUCAAGCCCCAUGUGGUUCUGGGACGAUCUGUGUAUGAAAAGAAUUGGAACCACUGCCUUACCCUUGCAUGAUUGUAAGAGGCGACUAAUUGGGUCUUAACACUUGGUUUUGCUGUAACUCUGUGAUUCCAGCAGGUAUGUAAAUUUUGAUUCCAUACCUCAUGUUUUUAUUUCGAUGUAAAUGAGAUGUGGAACCAAAAUUUAUAGUCCUGUUUGGCGCCAUAUAACCUAUACUGUGUUGGUGCGCCGUAAAACCCAAAUAAAUAAAUAAAUAAAUAAUAUGUCAAAGUUUAACCCUUACCCUGCUGAAUUUCUAUAAUGAACUUAUCAAUCUUUCAGUUUGGACAGUACCAUUAACUGGAGUGUUUACCAAAAAGAUACCGACUGAAUAGCGAACAGUGCAGAUCUUGAUCAGACUGCACGGAUGUGCAGGCUGAUCAUGAUCUGCACUGGUUGCAAAGACAGAACCAAUCGUGUCCAGCAUGCUAAGGGUUAAGGAAAAUGGAAUGAUGCAGUUACAUAAUUUUAUUUAUCUUAAUAUCUCUACAUUUUGAAAAAGUUGCAACAUACGAAAUAAUAAAAAGCAUUGCAUUUAUUUAGGUGAAUCACUCAUAUAUCUUUUAUGGUAAAUUAUACAGAAAACGAAUUUCACUUCGUUUAAGAACGUCCAUCUUAUAACCAGUACAGACUACAGAAAUGUAUAUAUUCCAAGAUUGUUUAGAACAUGCACAAGUAUGUCUAAUGCAUUGCAUUGCUUAAUUUAGAUCAAGAAGUGUUUUGCAUUAAAUGUUUCAAAAAUAAGCAAUGUAUAUUGUUGAUGUAUACAUAGAGAAUAUUUGUUUAUUUCAGUGUAAGAUCGAAAUAUAUUUCACCAUUUUACUUAAAAGCGUCAAUAAUUGUAGGUUAUUAGAUUUGUAUCGAGAAAUAUGCACGUGUUCCAUUGAAACUUAACAGAGUUUUAAAAUGGGUAUGUAAUAAAUAUCGAUAACUGACUCCGUUAAAAGGUGAUCACUCCCAAGUUCCUUAAUUGCAGAUAUAAAUGUAUGAAGUUGUAAAUAGAUUUAGUAUGACAUGAAGUAUAAUGUUUUGUAAAAUUGUGACAGUCAUGUUACGUUUAAUGUUCUGAUGAUGAGAUGUAUAAA